AUGGAUCAACGUUUUUCCUAUAACAUAUCUUUGUCAGGAGAAAAUGAUAUCAAUGUUCUGAUGCCUAGAACUCUUUUCAGAUUCAUCAUCAGAGUUUUUUAUGAAAACACUUUAGUUCCAGAACUAGGUCGCUCUUCUACUCUUAUAUCGAGCCAAACCUUUUUUCAAGAAGGUCCAGAUUUCUUGCAAACAUUGUUAUGGCCACUGUCAUCAUCGCUCACACCUUUUGGCACUGACAUCAUUGAAACAAUAGUAAACGUGAUAGUUGAUGAAAUUCUAGAUAUCUUUCAAAUUGAUGAUGUUGUUGCUUCUUCUUCGGAAUCUCAACCCCAAGAAGUUCCUCUAUGGAUUGUGAUCAAUAUUGCUGAUAACAGCAUGCAUGCAGCAACACAAGAUCUUUUAAGAACGGUUUCAGCAUCCGAAGAAGCAAUUGACACGUUGUUGAAAAAAUCUACUGUGUUACAGGCUGAGUGUUGUUGUUGCAUAUGCUUGGAUGAAUUCCAUCUCAAUGCCGAGUGCUACACACUUACAUGUCAACACUUCUUUCAUAAAAAAUGUAUUACUCGCUGGCUACACACUAGUCAGACCUGUCCCAUGUGUCGCCAACCUCUACGAACCCCAAAUGACUAG
Messenger RNA from Vigna radiata var. radiata (mung bean), 630 nucleotides. RefSeq names its product probable E3 ubiquitin-protein ligase RHA4A. The coding region runs from base 1 to 630 and encodes 209 amino acids. NCBI's taxonomy places the organism in Eukaryota, Viridiplantae, Streptophyta, Magnoliopsida, Fabales, Fabaceae. The record is from RefSeq and is a predicted model, not a curated record. Gene Ontology annotation, biological process: ubiquitin-dependent protein catabolic process. Gene Ontology annotation, molecular function: ubiquitin protein ligase activity. The transcript has a single exon.